AACCAUGGAGGGAGACGUGAGGAUGAAAGGACUGCUCUAUCUUCACCAGCAGCGCUUCGGAAAGAAGUGGAAGAAGAUGUGGGCCGAGGCGAUGGCCGAGAGUUUUCAGAGCGUGUCCCGUCUGGAGCUGUAUGAGUUCAGUAAGAAGGAGGGGAAGAAGCGGGCGGAGGGGAAGCGGGUGAUCGUACUGAAGGAGUGUGUGCAGAUCACAGAGAGGGAGAGUGACGGGUGUCCUAAAGAGUGCAGCGCCUUCACGCUGGAGACAUCAGAGAAGAUCUACAACCUCUGCUGUCCAAGAGAGAAGAUCCACGACUGGAUCACUGAGCUCUGCAGACUGGCUUUUCCUAAGUAUCAGCUGGAGCGCAGCAGAUCAGUGAAGCAGGACGUUGAACUUCAUCACACUGCAGAGAUGACCGAGAACUCACUGUACGACACAGCUGAGAGUGUGAAAGAUUUCCCGGUGGCUGCCGUGGAGACGGACGCGGCGGUUCGGUGUAAACUGGACGGUGAAUAUUUCCUCGCGCCGCAGAGCGACCGCUUACUUCUGAAGAACCGCAGAACCAGGCAGGUGGUGCUGAGCUGGCCGUACCACCUGGUCAGGAAGUUCGGCCAAGAUCCGACGUGCUUCAACUUUGAAGCGGGUCGCAGGUGUGAAUCUGGCGAGGGCUACUUCGAAUUCACCACCCCUCACGGUGAACACCUCUUCAACAUCGUCAGUGGCGCCAUCCAGAACGUUCCUCCUCAGGACGAGUCCGGGACGAGACCCAAAGAGCGGCGGGUCACGAACACGCCCCCGGAGACGAGGAAGCCCUCGAAGAAAAGGGUUCUGACCCAGAGCGUCUCGCUGAGCGCCAUCGAACUGAGCGGCAAAAAGGAAAACGCACGGAGCGCCGGCGGCGAAUCUCCAGGCCUCAUCUACGCCUCUGUCAGCAAACCCAAAGGAACGUCGCAGAACGGCAGGAACUCCAGGCAGCAGAACCUCCCAGAGUUCAGUCCGUGCUACGACCUUCAGGAAGACGAGGAGCCGCCUGACCCUUUACCUCCGACGCCGAUGUUCGACGUCCCUCCCGCCUCGGACGACUACGGAGCCGAAAGCGUCUACUCAGAGGUCACACACGUGGACGGUUACACCACCAAGGAAGACUUUGUGGACAACCCUGAAGAUCUAGACUAUUUCUACAGACCUGAAAAGUCGAUGUGUCUCGACUUUCCGGGACAGGAUGGCAAUCUGGAGGAGCUGAUGGAGCAACUGGCGAACCUUCCGGCGCCCAGCGACUACCUCGAGGAACCGUUCUAUCCCGGACCGGAGGACUACGCUUCUGUAGAGCAGUCUGUGGAUAACGUAGACGACGUGGACUGUUCCUACCCGCCCUACGAGUCCGGCGUCCACUUCCAAAGUGUCCCGCCCAGCACGAUGGACUCUUGUGAAGAUGGAUUCGCCACCUACGAUAACUUGAACAUACAAAGAGGGAAAUGA
Messenger RNA from Trichomycterus rosablanca, 1477 nucleotides. RefSeq names its product docking protein 3. The transcript has 5 exons. NCBI's taxonomy places the organism in Eukaryota, Metazoa, Chordata, Actinopteri, Siluriformes, Trichomycteridae. Gene Ontology annotation, cellular component: cytoplasm. Bases 5 to 1477 code for a protein of 490 amino acids. Gene Ontology annotation, biological process: Ras protein signal transduction; positive regulation of MAPK cascade; cell surface receptor protein tyrosine kinase signaling pathway. The record is from RefSeq and is a predicted model, not a curated record.